AUGCUGCGUGCUCGGACACUUCGCUAUCCCGUGGCAAGCGACUUUCCUCGACCAUCUGGCUUGUCUGAGAGGCCUGCACACUCCGCAACGCGCAUCAUUCUACGCAGACCCAGACGCAUACGAGGGUACUGUCAGAUAUGUUCCUGGGUGGUCGUUCUCCUCAUUCUUCUGGGCUCUGGAUUCUGGCUGCGGCUCGUUUUCAUUAAUCACGCAGAAAUUCUCCGCGUCCUCCGACGGGAGCCGUCUGCCAAUAACACUACUAGUAGCGCGUCUUACGAAUAUACACUCGGCGAAACAUGGCAUGGGCAAAAUCUCACAAAGCCGUUCAGGGCACCGUUGGUGGAUCGAUCUGUCAUCCAGAAACUAGCUUUACUUCAUAUUGAAGAUCAAGACGAAGACGAAGACGAGCAGCCCGAGGUCCUGCUCAUAGGUCCAUCACCAAGGCCUCGCUGGCCACCGACUGUAACUGCCCUGCCGGAGUCAAGACCGACUGGAGGAAUCGCGGCGUCUCGUCCGCCGUCGGGCACACGCGCAGGCCAGUCGACGGAAGAGGUUGACUCCCAGUUCUGCACCCACGGGCCCUGCCGGCUACUCAUGCCCCUCGCUCUCAGUGCGCGCGAACCGAAAUUGCAGGCGCACCUCACACAGCUGCUCCAACUCGCGCGUGCCCUGAAUCGCACCCUCGUCCUUCCGAAUGUGGGCCGGGGGCGCGCAGGGGCGUGCCUACGCUGGGAAUUCAGCGUGUACUUCGACAUCGCAAGUAUGGUGCGUGCGGGAGGGACAUCGGUGAUGCUGCUGGACGACUUCAGGACGUGGGUGGAUGUCCGUCCGCGGGUGCCUGCAGCGCAGUUCGUCUCGAUCGACGCGGACGAGCCCGAUCUUGGCCUGGGGUUAGAGCCUAUGCCCGAGAACGCCAUCUUCACCAUUGGCGAUCGUGUUCGGGUAGACGUGGACGAUGCACUGGAUCUGGACGACGUGCUUCUGCGAAGCGCUCGCUGCCUGAAGCCCAAAUUCCGGAGGCUGAACCUGGAGACAUUCUCUCCGCUGUCGGUGCACCUGGCACCAUUUGCGGGGCGGCUUUCGGAGGGCGGUGAUGUGUCUGCGGGUCUGGUGGAAGCUCUCAGCCGGAAAGAUGUCAAGCUCGCAGCUUUGGAACCUAGCCUUGAUCCCUUCGGAGAGCUCAACUCGUUCUCAGAUCCAGACGAUGCUCCGCCGCAGCCCGAUCCCGGACGCAUCAUGGAUCCCGAAGUCCUGCUCGUCAAUUGGGACAUGCAACUCCUUCCUUUCUCCACUGCUCCUCUUCAGUAUUCGAGGAAACUGUGGGCACUGGCAGACAAGCUGGCAACCCCACUAGGUCCGUACCUUGCCGUUCAUUGGCGCAUGGAAAAAGUCUCGCCUGAGGUGCUGCCUGCUUGCGCGGAAGCACUUGUCGACACGCUCGACAUGCUCCUGCGCGAUGAGAGCCUCGCCGGCGGGGUGGAAGCUGUGUGGUUCACGUCGGACUAUCCGUAUCCCGUUUCGUGGUCGAGCUCGAGGGAGCAAUCUUCGCCCGAGCCCACAGGGAAGGCACGGUCGCUGAGGACUCUGAAACGAGAACAUAAAGAGGCAAUUGACAUCGUGCGGACUGCUUUUGAACCAGGCGGAGACCUGAACGAAUGGAGGAUCACCGGCUUGGUCGAGGAAUUGGCGCAUAUGCGGGGUCUGCUGGAUAUCUUGGAGAAAAUGGUGGCUAUGAAAGCCACGCUGUUCGUGAGUAGCGCGAAAGGGUGUGGCCGAGUCGCCGCCUCCGCGAAACAGAUUGUGGACUUUAGAACACAUACACGGGCGGGAGACAUACCGAACAAUGUGGUAACGCUCUUCGGAUGA
Messenger RNA from Sparassis crispa, 1866 nucleotides. RefSeq lists its product as hypothetical. The record is from RefSeq and is a predicted model, not a curated record. The coding region runs from base 1 to 1866 and encodes 621 amino acids. NCBI's taxonomy places the organism in Eukaryota, Fungi, Basidiomycota, Agaricomycetes, Polyporales, Sparassidaceae. The transcript is spliced from 3 exons.